GUAGCCUGUUUAUGAACCGAGGCAGAGCCACGAGUUUAAACGACAGCUUCUCGUUUGUCAGUUGCACUCUUCACCACACUAAUUUGUACAUUUUUUUGCCUAAAAGGUGCACUCUUUAGGGUCAGACGACUCAGAGAAUAGUUUCGCUCGAUUUAUCUGGAGAAGAGCUUUGUGGAGAUACUAAUUUCACCGACUAUGAGAUGACAGCUGUAACUGAGCAUCAAACUCAUGCACCCGAGCUUGCUAUUGAAUACACUAAUGCACCCAAUGAAACUGUAAAUAAUACUGAAGAACCAGCUGGACUGGGCGCCAACUCUCGUUAUAAAACAAUUCCAGGAAUCGUGCUUAAUGAAGCCAGUGAAAACGGUGAGGAGCGAAGGGACUCCAUGGCAUCGGUCACUACGGCUCCUGAAGAACCGCUACCCCAUGAAGAUCGUCCGAACAACCAUUUGUCUGUCGAUCCAAAUCAGUAUACGCCUCAUCGUAAAGGCCAUUCACGGUUUGCAUCCUCAGACAGGAGUUUCAGCAACCUUCCACAGCGUGCCAAGGCCAGCGGUAAACAACUAUGGGCACAAUUAAUGAAUGCGUUCAGGAAGAUGAAGAAGGAGAAUGAAGAAGUUUCUGUAACUGAUAUUCCUAUUACAAGAAUCUUCGAGAGUGGCACGCCUGCUGCUCUAUUCCCUGCUCUUUUCUUCCUGCAUAAUCAGUCGGGCGAAAGUGCCAUGCCAAUGUUGAUGGACCUGGUCAAGAUUCGUGUCCUCGACGUUGAACCUAAUCACAAGCGUAUUCAUACACUUUUUACUGUCCAGGUACAAUACGGCUCUGGUCCUAAAGCCAUUCGCUGGCUCAUUCAUAGAGAACUGCUUGAUUUUCUUUCACUCCACUCUCAUUUCCUCUUUCUCGAAUUCAGUCAUCAUUUUUACGGCAAGCGUUUUAAAUUGCCAAAGUUUCCAAAGGAAGCACUUCCUUAUCUACGAAAGCUGAGGGGCUUUAAUUAUUUGUUAUUUAACAAGGAUCAUAAUGGCCAGUUGGCAGACGAUGUUCGAUCGAUGUCCAACAUUUCCGUCUCCGGCUCCUCUAUUUCUAGUCGAUCUGGGAAGUCUCAUGCACAUCAACGCUCAUUAUCUGCCUAUUGGAUUUCUCAACGAAUGCAUCUUGAGCGUUAUUUGCAAGAGAUGUGUUCUGCUCUGCAAUUUCUUCCAGAAUUAAACAUUUAUAAUACCUUCUUGGAGCUUAGUAUGUUUGGUCUGCGCUUGGCUGGUGACGGAAAUUUCCAUGGUAAAGAGGGCUAUGCUUAUCUAAAGAAGAACUUUAGUCCAGCACAGUCAAUUCUUUGCUGCAAUGGGCCUACAAUGAAGUCACGGCCAAAACCAUUUUGGAUUAUAGUCUCUCAAAGUUACAUAGUCUUUACAGACAGCCCAUUGAGUCUUGAACCUUUGGAUGUGUUCAUUUGGGACGCUGAUUUUGAAAUUACGCAGAAGGAUUUCCGCUCGAAACACUCAAAGGAUGUUAAUCGUGCAACUUUGUACAACUCUACGCAUAAUUUUAAGAUGAAAAAUCGUGAAAGAGUUAUGAAGCUUGAAGUACGAAAUCAUCGCUGGUUGAAGCAAUUUAUGAACAGUAUUCAGGUUGCUCAGGGCUUGAGUUCGUGGUGUGAAUUGCAACGCUUUGACAGUUAUGCACCCGUCCGUACAAAUGUUGCUGCUCAAUGGCUAGUGGAUGGACGUGAUCACGCUUGGAACAUCAGUCGAGCAAUCAUGAACGCAAAGGAAUGUAUCUAUAUUCAUGACUGGUGGCUCAGUCCUGAAUUAUAUAUGAGAAGACCCGUGCCGUUGGCAACGGCUUUUCGCCUUGAUCGGCUUAUUCAAAAGAAAGCUGAAGAAGGUGUAAUGGUCUAUGUUAUGAUAUACCGAAACAUUGAUGCAACGGUGCCUAUCGACUCUUUCCACACAAAGGCACACUUGCAGCUACUUCAUCCAAACAUUUAUGUAAUUCGUUCUCCUUCACAUCUUCGACAAAGCACUCUCUUCUGGGCACAUCACGAAAAGUUGCUUGUCAUUGAUAAUAUCAUUACCUUCAUAGGAGGUAUUGACUUGUGUUUUGGUCGUUAUGACACAUCCCAACACAUUUUGCGUGAUGAUAAGAAUUUUGGUUUCGAUGGUGAGAGUGAUUCACAACGUACCUUGGAUAAUGCCUUUACGUGUCAGACUUGGCCUGGAAAAGAUUAUUCUAAUCCUCGUAUCCACGAUUUCUUUGACUUGACUCAUCCCUACAAGACAAUGUACGACCGUAACGAAAUUACUCGUAUGGGAUGGCACGAUGUUUCUAUGUGUAUUCUUGGCCAGCCGGCUCGAGACGCCGCCCGACACUUCGUACAACGCUGGAACUAUUUAAUUCGCUGCAAACGUCCGGCUCGUAAGACUCCUCUGCUCAUUCCUCCUCCGGAUUUCACAAAGUAUGAGCUGCAAAACCUGCAGCUUACAGGCACUUGUGAGGUUCAAGUUCUUCGUUCAGCAGGUCUUUGGUCGCUUGGUUUGGUGGAUACCAUCGAAACAAGCAUUCAGAAUGCGUAUGUUAGUCUCAUUGAAAACAGUGAGCACUUCAUCUACAUUGAAAAUCAGUUCUUUGUUACUUCCACCGUGUGCGAGGGAACUAUUGUCGAGAAUCGUAUUGGUGACGCUCUUGUCGAACGAAUUAUCCGAGCGGAGAAAAACAAGGAAAAAUGGAGAGCCGUGGUGAUUAUUCCCUUGCUUCCUGGAUUUGAAGGUGAAAUCAGUCAAAACGAGGGCAGUAGUCUUCGUUUGAUUGUGGAAUGUCAAUACAAGAGUAUAUGUCGUGGCGAUACAUCCAUAUAUGGACGACUGAAGAAGUGCGGAAUUGAUGGCAGCAAGUAUCUUCGUUUCUAUGGUUUACGAGGAUGGACACAUAACGGACCACAUGAUUUGCUGUAUACUGAGCUUGUUUAUGUUCACGGAAAGGUUAUGAUUGCUGACGACCGAGUUGCAGUCAUUGGUUCUGCAAACAUCAACGAACGUUCUUUGCUUGGUAACCGAGACUCCGAAAUCGCAGCUGUUGUUCGAGAUACUUUGAUGGAAGAUUCUUUGAUGGAUGGCAAGCCAUACAAGGUCGGUAAGUUUGCACAUCGACUUAGAAUCAGAUUGAUGAGAGAACAUCUCGGUAUUGAAACAGACGUGCUUGAGCAGCGAGAGUAUAAUAUGGAUGGAUUAGAUCGCGACACCGUUGACAAACGCAUGCAAGUCUGGAAUCCUCAAGCCGAUAAAGGUAUAGGUGGAUCCAUGUUUUCGGCGGAAGAGUUGGAACUCAGAUACCGUUCGCAAAUGGAGUUUCAAAACUCUGAGGAACUCGUUAAAAGGGAUUCUAGAGUACGGGAAACAUUGGAUAGACGUGUUCGUAUCAAGAAGUUGCAACCAGCUAAGAACAAGCCAAACACGAAUGAGUAUAGAAGGGAGAAAGAGACGGCGUGUCUUGAUGCUAAUGCACUUGUUGGUGGUAUUCCACCCUGCAUGCGCAGGAAGAUUAGAAAUCAGUUUGACUUUUCUAAGUUCCCAGGCUCGGGAGAAGAUCAAAGACCUCUUUUACUUAAGGAUCCAGAGCACCCUGUUCCUGAACCUAGUCGUCCUCAUUGUGGACUUGGUUUGGCCUACGAAGAUACGGACAAGUACAUGGAGUUUAAUCCUUUCACCAAGAAGGAAAUUCCAAAAUUCACUGCGGAUUCUUUUACUGAUCCCGUAAGCGAGGAGUUUUUUGAAAACACGUGGUGUGCUAUCGCUGAAAGCAAUACUGUACUUUACAGAAAUGUGUUCCGCUGUAUGCCUGACGAUUGCGUGAAGACGUGGGACGAGUAUCACGAAUGGAGAUCUUACAUACGUCGAUUCCCUGAAGCUCAAAUGGGUUGGCUUGAAGAGGAAACGCCUAGUGACAGCCUGCAAGCAAUACAGAAACAGCCCUCCAUUAAGUCCGGGGAGGGGUCAACCCAAAGCACUAAACGAUCUUCGGCGAAGAAGGAAACACUGGCGAGUCAAACUGCGUUUAAAUUUCCCACUAAGCAAGAGGCUACCGAGUGGGUCAGCGGAGUUAGAGGACAUUUGGUCGAGUUUCCCCUCGAUUGGAUGCUUACAGAAGACGAGAACAAAAAGUGGCUUUUUGGUUUCGACAAAAUUCCUCCAUUGGAUAUUUAUGACUAAAUGCAUUUCAUCAUUCAUUAUAAAGUUUUUGAAACCAGCUUUUUGGGAUGGGGAUUUUGUUCAAGUCUCGUUUCAAAGGUUUGCGUUCACGGAGAGGAAUGUCUGCGAAUUUAAUCUUGUACUCCCUAGCUUUGUCGAUGAGCUUGUUGAAGGUAACAGCUAACGAC
This is a messenger RNA of Schizosaccharomyces japonicus yFS275, 4372 nucleotides long. Its product is annotated as phospholipase D. NCBI's taxonomy places the organism in Eukaryota, Fungi, Ascomycota, Schizosaccharomycetes, Schizosaccharomycetales, Schizosaccharomycetaceae. Gene Ontology annotation, biological process: phosphatidic acid biosynthetic process; phosphatidylinositol metabolic process; lipid metabolic process. The transcript has 2 exons. Bases 201 to 4205 code for a protein of 1334 amino acids. Gene Ontology annotation, molecular function: phosphatidylinositol binding; D-type glycerophospholipase activity; catalytic activity. The record is from RefSeq and is a predicted model, not a curated record.